Messenger RNA from Syzygium oleosum, 1332 nucleotides. RefSeq names its product protein NTM1-like 9. The coding region runs from base 183 to 1139 and encodes 318 amino acids. The record is from RefSeq and is a predicted model, not a curated record. Gene Ontology annotation, biological process: regulation of DNA-templated transcription. Gene Ontology annotation, molecular function: DNA binding. The transcript is spliced from 5 exons. NCBI's taxonomy places the organism in Eukaryota, Viridiplantae, Streptophyta, Magnoliopsida, Myrtales, Myrtaceae.
GUUAUUUUGAGCUAGAGGUGGGAUCCACUUGAACAGUAGUUCCUUCUUUAUCAAGCUAAAAGGAAAUUUCUGGCUUUAUUUGUGUUUAUAAAUUGACCCACUUGGAAGCGUUUGGAGUACAGCACUGUCAAGCAAAGCCAAGCCAAGCCAAGGAAUUGAAUGUGAGACAGCAACCGUAUAGCAUGGCAGGAUCAAUGGAUGCGCGGCAGGUGGGAUACGGAUUCAAACCGACGGAUGAGCAACUCGUUGGUCAUUUCUUAAAAAAGAAGCUCAAAGGACAAAUGGAAGGUAAUUGCGCAAUUCCCGAGCUAUACAUCUACAACUGGGAGCCUCCGGAUUUAUUUUUCCUAUACGAUGUGUUUUCAAGUGAAUCAUCAGAUGAACCCGAGUGUUUCUUCCUUUGUCCCCGUGGUCGUCAGAGGAAGACCCAGUUGGGAUUUUGGAAAGAGACGAGUAAAAAGCGUGUUAUCCAAGCACCGGACACCGGUAAGCCAAUGGGGACCAAGAGGAUUUUGGUUUACUAUGAAGGUCAACAACCAAAGGGCCGCAGGACUGAUGUGGCCAUGCAUGAAUAUCACCUAAAUUCAGAUGUUUCAGAUAGUGAAAUUUCGGACCCGACGCCGUUGGUUCUCUGUCGGAUAAUAAACAGGAAAGGUAAGAAAGCAAAGUCAGCAACAGCGAGUGCUUCUACCGAUUUAAGCGGCCUGAGUAAUCCGAAUAGUGCACAGGCAACUCCAGGAGUAAUUAUUGAAUCCAACAAUCCAACCGACACAUUGUAUACUGGUUUACCCAACUGGAACAUGCCUAUUCCUGAUCAGCAGCUUCAAAUGUGCAACGAGCAACAUUUGUCUAAUGUUGAUAAUCGGUAUGUUGACGGACAUAGCGAUGGACGAUGUUAUAUGCCAUAUUCUUUGAGCGACGGCAUGGAUCUCACGGAUUUCUUGAACUUUGAAGAGAGCACAGGGCAGACUCAAACGUGCAAAGAGCAACAUUUCGGAAGUGAUGAUAAUCGCCAUGUUGACGGACCUAGCGACGGACAUCAUUAUAUGCCAUAUUCUCCAAGCAACGGUAUCAGUCUUGAGGAUCUCUCGAACUCCGACAAGAGCAACGAUUCGUAUGCCAAACUACAUCAUGCGUAGAUUAUGCUCUAUAGAUUAGUUGUUAAUCAUGAUAAUGGAUUGCCAGUGUUUGGUGGUCCUUUAUAGAUGUUAAUCUCAGCCUAGCUUGUUAUAUCAGUGAUAAUGCUAUGUACCAACUAUGCUUCUCUGAGGAUGGGACGUUAUAUCAAUCUUGUAUGCUUGUAUAUUGUAGUAUUACUUUUUCAUCACAUUU